Molecule: messenger RNA, 1731 nt
Organism: Caenorhabditis briggsae
Lineage: Eukaryota; Metazoa; Nematoda; Chromadorea; Rhabditida; Rhabditidae
Gene: Cbr-acr-21
Product: Protein CBR-ACR-21
Exons: 9
Coding region: 1-1731 (576 amino acids)
Biological process (GO): monoatomic ion transmembrane transport; nervous system process; chemical synaptic transmission
Cellular component (GO): postsynaptic membrane; synapse; neuron projection
Molecular function (GO): acetylcholine-gated monoatomic cation-selective channel activity; transmembrane signaling receptor activity
Source: RefSeq, a predicted model, not a curated record
AUGCGUCUAUAUCGUGAUCUACUCUACGACUAUAACAAUGAAAUCCGGCCAUCAGUCCAUCCGAAAGAACCCAUAAAUGUCACUUUUGUUUUUUCACUGACUCAGAUUAUUGAUGUGGACGAACGAAAUCAGAUUCUAACGACUAACAGUUGGGUGAGGUUGCAUUGGGUGGACUAUAAGCUUGUAUGGGACCCCAGGUUGUAUCAAAAUGUGACAAGAUUGCAUAUCCCUAGUGAUAAGAUUUGGAAGCCUGAUAUUAUAUUGUAUAAUAACGCCGACGCUCAGUACAUGAAAUCAGUAAUGUCUACAGAUGUGAUAGUAGACUAUCUUGGAAAUAUACACUGGCCAUUAUCAGCAAUUUUCACAUCAUCAUGUCCAUUAGACGUCAAGCACUAUCCAUUUGACAGACAGACUUGUAUUCUGAAAUAUGCUAGCUGGGCGUAUGAUGGAACGAAGAUCGAUUUGUUGUUGAAAUCGGAGCAAGGAGAUAUCACCAACUACAUUACCAACACCGAGUGGAGCCUAAUUGGGAUCCGUGCUGAGAAGAAUCAAGUGAUCUACAGCUGCUGUCCAGAACCCUAUCCAUUUAUCGACGUUCAUGUGACAAUCGAAAGGAGAGCAAUGUUCUAUGUGUUCAAUUUAAUUCUACCAUGUGUUCUGAUCAGUUUGAUUGCUUUGAUGGGCUUCUACAUGCCAACAGAUUCUGGAGAAAAAGUUACACUAGGAAUUACAUCGUUGUUAUCGACCACUGUGUUCCUGAUGCUUGUAGCUGAGGGAAUGCCACCAACUUCUGAAGCACUUCCACUUAUUGGGAUCUAUUACGGAGUUACCAUUAUGUUGGUUGCCUUGGGUACCGCGAUGACGGUGUUUACGGUCAACAUUCAUCAUACCGGAGUCCACGGCUACCCUGUACCACCAUUCCUUCAGAUAUUUGCCUUCCGGUAUCUUUCAAAAAUUCUAUUCGUUCGAAUAGAACCAUACCACUCCAUUGCCCAUCAUGUCAGGCAUAUGUAUCAGAAAGAACACCCCAACGAGUGUACAUUAUCGGCUGGCUUACACUAUAAAAGACUUCAGGAUUUUGAUACAAAGCAGGUCAAAAAGCAAGAAGAGUGUGGAUUGCAGAGGGAUAUGUCAAAUCUCUCCGUAAUUUCUGCCAACGUGCAUUGCAACCCUGACGAUCGUCUUCUGCUAUCCACAAAAUCUUCCAGAAACAUUGACCCGGAAAAAAGUCUCCGAUCCUCGUUAUCGAUAAAGUCUGCAUCACCAACUGUCAAGAAGAAGGUCUCCUUCUCUUCUCUGAACUCUCACGAAACCCCCAUAGACUCUCCAAUCUACGGAAGAAAAUUGGGACGGACCCAAUCACAAACUGCCACGUCAUCUCAUAAUCGGAAUUCGAAUGGAAACGGUGGGAUCACUUCGGAAUCCCAUCCUCCUCAAAAUCCUCCGAAGAUUUCACUAACCGACGUGGAUGAUGUAUUUGAGAAUGAGCAGCAACCGGUGGUAGAUGAAUUUGAGAAGGAAUUUCUGAGAGUCAUGUCUAUGGUGCAUGGAAUCAUUGAGAGAAAUGAGAUGAGGGUGGCUGAAAGAGACAAACGGGAUGCGAUUGCGUUGGAGUGGCAACAGGUUGCCAUGGUUCUCGACCGUUUUCUAUUGGUCGUAUUUCUCAUCGGCACGUCAAUGUCUACAUUUGUAAUUUUGAAUCAAAGGAGUCUAUUCGAAUCGACGGGAUAA